AUGCCGGCUCUGCUGAUUAUGGUGAGCUCAGUUGCGAUCCCCGACGCCAUGAUCGUCUCGAAGAUCUUUCCGAUCUAUGCGCAGGCGGCGACUUAUGCAGAGAGCAUUUUGGGCAGCAUCCGAGCUGUCAAGACUUUCGGAAUAGAGUCCAGAAUCAUCCAAAAGUACACAACUUACCUCGUUUCCGCAUGUCGACUGGGUAACAAGAAAAGCCCUCUCUACGGAGUUAUGUUCGGUGGACAGUACUUUAUCAUUUAUGGCGGGUCAGGGCUCGCCUUCUGGCAAGGAAUUGAAAUGGUAGCACGUAAAGAGGUUGACGGCGUUGGGACAGUGCUCACUGUUAUGUUUUCUGUCCUCGUUGGUUCUACAAUCAUCACGGCAGUAGUACCCCACAUGGUUGUGUUCAGCCGCCCAGUCACUGCCACUUCUAAGCUUUUUGCUCUCAUUGAUAGAAACUUGUCGAUUGACCCUUUCAGUGAGUCAGGAACCAAGCCUAAGAAAGUAUCCGGGGCGAUCGACAUCGACAGCGUCAGCUUCAGCUACCCCACCAGACCAGAUGCCCAGGCAGGUGCUGAAGGACUUCUCGUUUCGAGUCCCCGCAGGCAAAGUCACGGCUUUUAUUGGUACAAGCGGACCUGGGAAAAUCGGUACAUCUUGGGCCACCGGGUUGAAUCGAGUGCUCAGGCCAUUACUGAGCUUAUGGGAUUCAACGUGGCUUUGUGCUUUAUGGCUCUGAUUAACGUUUUAGCAAGCAGCAUACUCUCCAUCGCCGUCUCUUGGAAGCUCGGUCUUGUGGAAGCGUUCGCCGACGUGCCGCCGUUGUUGCUUUCAGGCUACGCUCGCAUCCGCAUCGAGAAGAAGAUGGAUGCCGAUAUCGAUGCGAAGUUCUCCGCCAGCGCUUCAAUUGCCUCGGAAACCACUAGCGAGCUCGAUGAUACGGUAUCAAAUUCGACCUUGCCUCUGUUCAAGUUGAUGGUCUGGUUCGCGCUUACUCAAUCUGUCGAAUAUUUCAUCCUCGGACUUGGGUUCUGCUAUUCAUACAACGAAAACAAGGGCGAGGGUCUUGCAGUCGGCUGCCAUUCGAUCGACUUCCGUGAUGUGCAAUUCUCGUAUCCAUUGGCACCCGACCAUCGAGUUCUGAAGGGCGUUUUACUCAAUCCGACACUAUUUCCUGGCACCAUCAGAGAGAAUAUCAAAGCAGGCAUCGACUUCGAGGCCCACGAGGAAGCCGCGGCGGAUGACAGCGUUGUCGAAGCAGCGUGCCGUGCAGCCAAUGCCUGGGACUUUGUCAGUUCUCUCCCCGAAGGGCUCAACACGCCGUGCGGACUUGGCGGAAGUCAACUUUCCGGUGGCCAGAGACAGAGGAUCGCCAUAGCAAGGGCCCUGGUGCGCAACCCCGAUGUCAUCCUGCUAGAUGAGGCAACAAUUGCGUUAGACACGGAGUCCGAGAAGGUUGUUCAGAAGGCGUUACUAGAGGCGGCGGGCACGGGCAACCGUAUCACCAUUGCUGUGGCGCUUCGCCUGUCCACAAUUCGCGAUGCCGACAAGAUUUGUGUCUUCUAUGGCGGUCUGAUUGUUAGACCGAGACGCAUGAUGAGCUCAUCGAGCAAGGAGGGAUGUACAAGAAAAUGUGCGAGGCGCAAAGCUAUGAUAGGGCAGCCCAAUGAGAUCGAUUGA
Colletotrichum godetiae is the source of this 1677-nucleotide messenger RNA. RefSeq lists its product as uncharacterized. The transcript has 8 exons. Gene Ontology annotation, molecular function: ATP binding; ATP hydrolysis activity; ABC-type transporter activity. The record is from RefSeq and is a predicted model, not a curated record. Gene Ontology annotation, cellular component: membrane. Gene Ontology annotation, biological process: transmembrane transport. The coding region runs from base 1 to 1677 and encodes 558 amino acids. NCBI's taxonomy places the organism in Eukaryota, Fungi, Ascomycota, Sordariomycetes, Glomerellales, Glomerellaceae.